Toxotes jaculatrix (banded archerfish) is the source of this 4704-nucleotide messenger RNA. RefSeq names its product synemin, intermediate filament protein (gene synm). Gene Ontology annotation, cellular component: sarcolemma; costamere; intermediate filament. Bases 102 to 3188 code for a protein of 1028 amino acids. The transcript has 4 exons. The record is from RefSeq and is a predicted model, not a curated record. NCBI's taxonomy places the organism in Eukaryota, Metazoa, Chordata, Actinopteri, Toxotidae. Gene Ontology annotation, biological process: fast-twitch skeletal muscle fiber contraction; intermediate filament cytoskeleton organization. Gene Ontology annotation, molecular function: structural constituent of muscle; vinculin binding; intermediate filament binding.
CGCACACGCAUAUGACACCGAGGCAACCUGUCUCUUAAAUUAAUACUCAGACUGGACAGUUUUUAAACUCACUUUAUUUUUUUAUAUUAGUAGAUGCCACAAUGCUGCCUUUCAAGAGAACUUUUGAGAGCGAAAAACAGCAGCUGCAGGAGCUCAACAGCAGACUUUCCCAGUAUCUCUCCAGAACGAAGCAGCUGGAGCAGGAAAAUGUGCAACUGAUUACUGAGAUAAAUAAACUCAGGCAAGCGAAGACGGCGGAAUGGGAGCCGACGUACAAGGCCGAGAUGCGGGAUCUGAGGAGAAUGGUGGAGCAGCUGUCGUUGGAGAAGUCCCAGGCUGAGAUGGAGAGGGAGAAGCUAUGGCGGGAGCUGCAGAUGGUUCAGUCUCUGUGCAGCGAGCAGACCGAGGUGUGCAGGGACAUCAGUGGCGAGCUGAAAGGCUGCGAGCAGGAGCUCCACCACGCUCACAAGACCAACAGUGAACUUCAGCAGCGUUUGUUUCAACUGGAGAACGAGUAUAAAUGCGUAGAGGAUGCGCACAGGCAAGAAAUGGAACAUCUCCGGCGUCAGGUGGAGUCCCGGGUGGUACCCAUCAUCACGCAAACUUAUCGCGGGCCUCCCGUGGCCUCCAUGGAAGAGGUGCAAGAGUAUGCCCGAGGUCUGUCCGAAGGAUGGGUCGAGACCUUUGAAAUGUACCAGCAGAAGGUGGAAGACAUGGAGCAGGCGAUUAAAGCGGACCAGGCGAGGCUGAGUGAUCUGCAGAGGGAAAAGAUGCUGUACGUCUCAGAAUUGGACAAAUUACGCGCAGAGGCGGAAAAACAAGGCCAAAUUCAACUGCACCUUGAAGAACAACUGAUGCAGAUGCAGGAGAAAUUUCGCGUGGACUUUAGUGAAUAUCAGAUGAUUAUUGAGCAGCUGGAGCACGAGAGGAACAUGAUGGCUGACACCAUAGCAGAAAAGAUGCGAGAACAUCAGCACCUUCUCCAGGUUAAGAUGGAUCUGGGCAUGGAGGUAGCUGCCUACAGGGCUCUCUUGGAGGGUGAGAGAGUGGGUCUGCAAGAUGCUCAUAGGAGGGUGAAUCAACAUCAAAGAGAAAGAAUAAUAGAUAUCAGGAGGGUUGCCCAACCCUACACACCAAGAGCUUCCAGCUUAACCACCAGACAGCAUAUGGAUGUCAGGUACUCGCCUCAGACUUCAAGCCUGAGAAGAUCCCCUGUUCCUCCCUCUGGGUCCAUAAGUCCCUCUAGGGUCAUUCCUAUUUCAGUUGCGGGCAGAGCUCGUCAUCAGAGUCCUGCAUCCAGAAGGGACAUGAUCUCAUUCACCAAAGCUCGGGCUGCCGCUUCUGCCCCUGCUACCACCACUACCACCACUACUACUGCUGCCAAAGAUAAACAAACAGGCCAGCGUGAAACCUACAUGAGUCAAGGUGUGCAGAAAACAACAGCAGAGGUGAAAACAGUGAAAAUCAAACAGGUCUCUCAGGUGGAGAGCCAAAUCAGUCCCAUCAAGUCCUCCACUGCUGAGACCAAAUCAGUGAGAGUGGUUUCACCGCCAAUGAUGAGCCUGAGCAUGAAAACUGAGACAGAAAGCAAAAAGCAAGUGUCAGAUGAAACGGAGAUAGAUAAUGUUUAUGACAGCGAGUUCAAAGAGGGAGGGAGAACAGAGUCUACAAUAAAGCCAAGUGAGAAGAGGAUAUUAGACUCUGUGUCUGUAGAGGAGAUCAUUGAGAAAGUGAUAAAACCAGCAGGUUUGGAGGCUCAGGUUUGCUCAUCAGGAGAAUCCAAGGUCAGAUACCACGUGGAGAAAACGGAGCAGGAGGAUGGCACGACUAAAACACAGAUUGUGCUGGAGUCCAAAGUGGAAGAAGAGGUGGAUGUUUUUGAGGACUCUGCCCUGAAUGAACUUCUGACCCAAGGUGUGAAGAAGGUGUCACUGGAGGACAUCAAAGACACAGCGACAGGAAGCAUGAUCAAGAGCCUGCUAAGUGACCUGCAGGGGGCAGGGGACUUGGAAAAUAAGUCCGUCAACGUGGAAAUCAUUGAGGAACCGGUGGACUCUCACAGUGAUGAGGAGAUUGAGGUUGAACAAAAGUCCAGAUCUACAUUUUAUGAGCCUUCCUCAAAAUAUUUCCAAAUUGAGGAGCUAGAAAAUGUUCCUCAUGAUGUUCACAUUCAGAGGAGUGAUGAUGAUGAUGCUAUGAAAACCUCUGUGACAGACGCAGAUCAUUCCAAGGGUGGUUCCGUUCAUGUUGAAGAGAUCUCUAGACAGAGUGGAUCUUCAUAUUUCUCCCACGACCAAGAGCCUCAUGAGUAUUUUGUCUCUACACCAGAUGAUAAUCUUUCUGAACCCGAGGAGGGUGGGGGUAUCACCUCAUACGGCCAUUAUGGCAUCGUAGAUGACCUCUCAGAUGAGAGAUAUUAUCAAGAUGAAAGUCUGCCACCGAAAAGAGUGAUUGUAGAGGAAAGUGAGGAACACAAGUUCUCUUCAGGCGAUAGCUCGUUUGCCAAAGAAAGUUUCCCAGAGUGCAUCAUUGAAGAAGAGGUUCGUGUCUCCCCUGUAGUGCAGGAGUCGGUGCUUGAGUUCCUGAGAGAGGACUCUUUGGAGCCCAAAGAGCAGCUGAGGGGAGCUCUAGAGAAGCUACAAAGCUCAGUUUCAGGUCCUCUGAGGGAGGAGUUGGCUUUCCUCACAAAAGUGAGUAGAGAAAGUCCACAGAAUGUGGCUGUCGAUGUCAAAAAAGUGCAGCAGUCAAGUGACAAUGGAACCAUGACUAUAGUUGCUGAGCUAAAUGUCUCUCAAACUCUGGAAGACUCUGGGCUGCUGGAGGCCGGGGAUGAUCUCUCUGAUGAGCAGAUCAUGGCAGCGCUCAGAUCUUCUAACGUAGGACUUGAGAAAACCUUCCAGGGUGGGGCAGGAGGAGGCUACAGCUUCAGAGUCACCGAAGAAGAGGGUUUUGCUCAUGGUGACGAGUCUGAAGGCUUCACAACCCUUACAGAAUCUGUGUCUGAAAUCACUGAGAAACAUAUCAAAGUGGGGCCAUCAGAGGAGUCCUUCACCUUCCAGAUGGGUGUACAGGGCAGCCAUUCUGAGCCAUCCUCAGAGCAAGAGCUGCAAUCUCGAAUCGCCCCAGUGCAGAUUUCUCAAGAGAAAAAAGUUGCAAGAAUUUACCUUGAAAGCCCUGAAGAUGACUAAGAAGGAAUUCAGUCAGAAAUAUUUUAAAAUUUAGUACUUGGCAGUGUAUUGCUUGCUGAAGUGCACAUACAGAUGUUGAUCUGAUCCAGCAGUACAUCAUAUAUGGCAUUAAUGCUGAUUGCAGACACUCUAAUUGUGUCUGCACCCCACGAUUGAAGCAAAAUUCUGUUAUUUAGUUAAAAUGACCACAUUAACACACACUUUUUAUGGUAUUCAUUGUGGCAAUACUACUAUUAAAAAAUACUCAUUGCCAACUAAUAUGAGCUAGCUUAAGUUUUUCAUAGCUUGCAGUUUAUCUUCAAGCAGUUUUGUUUACUCUCUCUAAAUUUCUCUAUUUUUGUACUAACCUGUGCUGUACAGCUUAAACAGCCUGUUCUGCAGUUUACUAUCAACCCAACCAUCACAUCAUGGCUGUGUGUUUCCUUGGUCAACAUUAAUGCAGACCAACAUAGGGAGGUUGGAGCUAUGAGGUGCUGUGCACUGUUUGCAGACUAGGCCUUUAAUUUUUCUUUUUCUUUGGGCACUGCUACCAAAUGGAAUGACGUUGGCAUAUACUGCAUCCUGGAAUACAGUGGUUUUAUUUUUUAGGAAUAGUCACUAGUGUGUACAGAAUAGAGUUGAGCUUGUAGCUGACAGUAUAGAGUGAAGAAAAAGACUAAUUUCUCUUAGGAAAUUUUGCAAGUUUUGAAUGCUGAAGUUAAAGUGUAGUGCAAGUACGUGUGGCACUUAAAAGUGGUUGUUAAGUAACUCACAAAGUUAGGUAUUGUGAGAAGUAAUGGCACAUUACACAUUUUCAAUAAUCAGAAAAAAAUAACUGCUCAUUACUGCAUCAUAAUGCUGGUGAAAUGAUCAAUGUAAUCAAUAUGAAAACGUUAACAAAACGUUAAUCUUUACAUGUUAUAUAUCAGUACCAUCUCUGUGCUUAGUGAGUUGGGAAUUCAAAAUGGUGGUUUAUACCAGUUAGAACUCCAAAAGAGGUUUGUCAAUUUGAAAAGCAAAUCGGAAGAUGAAAGAAUGAAAAGAAGCAGCAAGGAUCUAAAUGAAAUAAGGAUUCGAUGACAGCAUUGUUAAAGGAAAAUAUAAUCAUGUCUGGUUUUGAUGUAUGUUUCGUCUGAAUGCCUUUAGCUUGUCCACAUUUGUUGGUUAUCACAGUGUUGGCUUGAGGGAUUCACCUUUACUCUGACAUAAGAGUGUGUUCAUGACCGUGACUAUUUUUGGAUCGUCAGCUUAGUGGCAUUGAGUGUUCACUAGGGUUUGUUGUGUUGUGUACUAGUUGCAGAGGCAUAAACAGUCCACUAUGAUUACAGCCUGGUUACAUGUUUUACACAUUUUGUCUUAGCGGUUGUACUAACACUUAGCAGUGUCACAAAUUGGCUUUAUGGCUCUAUUGUGUUAAAACAACGCACAGAAAUACAGUGUUUAGCGUGAAUGUCAUGCUUUUAUAAAGAUAUUCUUUGUUAGAAAUCUACAAAAUUAAACUUGAUCUAAAAAGAUUUGUUGCAUUCAAGUGCCCAGA